Melampsora larici-populina 98AG31 is the source of this 1494-nucleotide messenger RNA. RefSeq lists its product as uncharacterized. The transcript is spliced from 9 exons. Lineage: Eukaryota; Fungi; Basidiomycota; Pucciniomycetes; Pucciniales; Melampsoraceae. The record is from RefSeq and is a predicted model, not a curated record. Bases 1 to 1494 code for a protein of 497 amino acids.
AUGGCCGGAAAUACUCUUCUCAAACGAGUUUUCCCACUGACAUCAUACGAUGAGUUAUUAUCUUUUCAUUACCAAAUGUCUAAUACUUCAGCUUCGCCAAUUGCUCCCGCUGCGACCCCAUCCACUGGCUACAUGAACCAUUUGUUUGAAGAGCCUGAGGAACGCUUCGGAGACGAUCGACGAGUGACCUGCCUCCGACAGGACCCCUUAUUGCGUGCAGGGACAGCGGCCCGCGAUGCUUUUGAUCGGAAUAACCUUAUGACGUUUGAAGUCCGAUUCAAAAUUUAUACCGACCAGGAGGUUGAUAUCAACACUCCCAAUCAGAGCACCCCCAAAGUUGGCGCUGGUAAGAAGGCAGUGAAGUCUUCUAAACUCAACCUGAUCGACUCGAAAGCGCUCAACUCCGGUUACCUUGAAAUGCAAAUCUACCCGUAUGGAAAGAGUGUGAUCGAAUUUAAAGAGCUGGUGGCUGGAGAAUGUGAAAAAUUCGAGCCGGGUAUGAAGAACAUCAUUCUCAAUAGUCCGUUCUCAUCUGAGCUCAAGUGGAAAACCACCAUGGGCCGAACCAAGUCUUUGCUCACUGAUUACAAUCAAUGGCACACUUUGGUUGAGACUCUCGAUAAAUCAAUCAAAAAGAAGUGUAUCCUUUCGAUCGAGAAUGAGAAUGUACAAGUUAAAGCUAAAGAGGGUGACAAGGCAAAAUCUGAGGAAUCUAUUAAAGAGCGAGAGUUAGCUACUAUUGCUAACAAGAUCUUUAGCCAAUAUGCCAUCGAAAAGUCCUCCGGAGGACCAGGCAAGGUCUUGACCGCUCCAUGGGAUCCCACUUUUUUCUAUCGUUUGACUUAUGCGGCCGCGUGGAUUUGGGCCAACGGGGUGGUGGCCAACAUCGCGACCAACGACAUCCCGCCGAAUACUUCUGAGUUCAGGUAUGAAAUCAAGAAGAGUCGCUGGAUCCACCCUGACAUGGGGGUGGAUCAUCGCGUGAACCUUCGAUUACAAGGUAAACCUCGAGGUUCACAUGGAAAUCGAGUUCCUCAAGUUGUGGCCGGUGGAUCGAGUGCGAGUCUCUCGCUCGACACCGACAUAAAGCCCGACCUCGCGAAGAUAGGCGAAAAACGCGAAGGGUCCGGUUCAGGUGAGGUGAAUGACAUUAAGCCAGAUAUCAAGAAGAUUAAAGUGGAACCACAACCCAAAAAUACUAUCCAAAACCCGAUUUAUAUAUCUAGUGAGUAUGAGAGCGACUGGGACACUGAAAGCUUGGAACUCUUCCUUGCCGACUGCGAGAUUGCUAUGGACGACAAAAAGACUCGAACUGUGCUUAAAGAAGCGGGUAUCAAGUCCUGGACUGACUUGAUACCUAGUCUUCAACUCACUGAGGCGACGCUCACCGAGAAAGGUUUAGAACGUCAAAUUGCUAACCGCCUCCUUACUGAAGCACAAGCUCGCUUUUCCAAAUGUAAGUUUUUGGAUGACGUUUUCACAAUCACUUCCUAG